AUGUCGGGACUCGGAGGUGACAGGAGCCCCGGAAUUAUCGACUGCGCGGUGGCCAAGGCUGGGGGUAACGGGAGUGGGGGCGGGAGUGGUAAGAGCGAGAGCGGAGUUGGGGGGAGUGAUAUUAACGGAAUGCAUAUGUCUCCCAGUUCCGGUCAUGGGGGAGAUGUCGGCCAUUUUCUUUCCUCCAGACUCCCCAGAGGAGGGUCCCCGACCUCUUCCGUCGGUGACCUUGAAUCCGCCUGCAGUAUACAGGGUCAAGGUCAAAUUCGGCCACAGAGCGGGAUGAGACUUCCACAACACGAACCUGUUGGUGCCCUUCAGGGCAUCAAGGCCGAAAGUCCGAAC
This is a messenger RNA of Lymnaea stagnalis (great pond snail), 345 nucleotides long. The record is from the annotation of a GenBank genome assembly. NCBI's taxonomy places the organism in Eukaryota, Metazoa, Mollusca, Gastropoda, Lymnaeidae.